AUGGGAUCAACUGCAUUUAGAAAAAUUUUACCGAAAAAAAAAACGAAAAAUUUUAGAUUGCUUGAAGUGCCAAUAGCACAUCGUGAAACAACAACAAAUAAUUUUCAAACAACAAUUUGGAUUAAUGAUCCGGAUACUGUCUUCCGUCUUGCAACAGUUCUCGAAGAACGUAAUGAAAAAUUACUUGUUGGUUUUCGAGACGAGAAUGGCUACUAUGAAAAACUGACUGUACCCAAAUCUGAAGUACAACUUUCAAGUACAACAUAUUUCGUAGACGAUAUGUGCAAUUUAAGUGAACUUAAUGAUGCAUGUGUUCUUCAAGUUGUUCGCUCACGUUAUCAAGCAGAUCUAAUUCAUACUUAUUCGGGUCUUUUUUGUCUUGUUGUGAAUCCAUGGAAAAAUAUACCAAUUUAUACAAAAGAAAUAAUGGAGGUUUAUAUGAAUACUAUUGAUAAAGGCUAUAACUUACCUCCUCACGUUUAUGCCGUAGCACAAUCCGCUUACGAUGGCCUUCUAAGUGGUAGUAAUCAGUCUAUUUUGAUAACAGGUGAAAGUGGCGCUGGUAAAACUGUAAAUACAAAACGGAUAAUCGAAUAUCUUGGAGCAGCUUCUGAAUGUCGAAAUGGAUCGUUAAUAUCCGGUGGUAUAAAUGAAAGACUUAGUGCAGCUGGAAUUAUUAUUGAGGCAUUUGCUAAUGCAUCAACAAUUCAUAAUAGUAACAGUUCUAGACUGGGAAAAUUCAUUCGAAUGGAUUAUGGGGAUGAUUUGAUAAUGAAAGGGGCUCAAAUUCAAUUUUAUUUAUUGGAAAAAUCACGUGUGGUGAAACAAAAUGAUGGUGACCAUGGUUUUGACAAAAAUUUACGUCAUUCAAUGGGCUUAACACAGAAAUCAAAUGCAUAUCGUUUUUUGAAUCAGGGAGAUAAAACUGUAGAUCCAGAAGUGAACGAUAUUCAAGGUCUUGCUGAUACUUUGCAUGCUAUGGAGAUUAUUAAAUUCAGCAAAAAUGAAAUCAUAGAUAUUUUUGAAGUACUUGCCGCUUGCAUUCUUCUUGGAGAAAUUAAAUUUAAAGAAAGAAGUGGCUUAGAUAUUACUUAUAUUGAUGGUGUGAAAGAAAUUCAAGCUGCUUGCAAAGUACUUGGUGUAAAAACAAGUAAUUUUAUUGAUGCAAUUACUCAACCAUCAAUAAAAGUUAACGAUUUAGUAAUCCGAAAAAAUCAAAAUCUUGCAAAGACUCUGAGCUCAUUAUCAGCCUUAUGUAAAGCAAUUUACGAACGACUAUUCAGUUGGAUAUUAUCAAAAUGCAAUUUAGCACUGAGUGAAACAUUUCAUCCUAGCAAAUCAGUGCAAACGUAUUACAUUGGUGUCCUCGAUAUUGCUGGCUUUGAAAUAAUUAAGAUGAAUAGUUUCGAGCAAUUUUGCAUAAACUAUACAAAUGAGAAGCUUCAGCAAUUUUUUAAUGAUUUUAUGUUCAUUCGAGAGCAACAAGAAUAUUUAAGUGAAGGAAUUGACUGGAGAUAUGCUGAUUACGGUACUGAUAUGCAAAAUACAAUCGAAUUCAUUGAAAAACCAUUAGGAUUAUUAUCACUUUUACAAGAAGAAUGUCUUGUUCCAAAUGGCAAAGAUCAAUCAUUACUUGAAAAAUUGCUUUCAACGCACUCAAGUAGUCCAAUUUUUGCUCGAUCUAAGCAAUCUGUCAGACGUACGACAGUUUCACAUUUUUCUAUCACUCACUAUGCUGGCAAAAUACAGUACAAUAUUGAUGGAUGGGUGGAAAAAAAUAAAGAUUCUGUAGAAAGAAAUGGCUUGGAAGUACUUGCUACUAGCACUAAGCCACUUUUAAGAUUAUUUUUUCCUCCCCUAUGUGAAGAAAAAUUACAAUCAAAACGACAAUCAAAAGGUGCAACAACCGUUUCUCAUACGUAUAAAGAACAAUUGUUAAAUUUAAUGGACACACUAAACUCAACAAUGGCUCAUUUUAUUCGUUGUAUAGCACCUAACAGAAAACGAUUACCGGGUAUUAUUGACUCACACCUUGUUUUUCAUCAACUUAGAUGUAAUGGUGUAUUAGAAGGAGUCAGAAUAUGUCGUCAAGGAUAUCCAAAUCGAAUGGCAUUUGCUGAAUUUGUAGAAAGAUAUCGAAUUUUAGCCAUUGAUAAGGAUAAUGAUUUAGGUCGAGAUAGAAGUGCAGCUCAAAAAUUAUGUGAAAGUAUUGAGCUUAAUUCAGAAUGUGUACAAAUUGGCAAAAGCAAAGUUUACUGCAAAGUUGGAGUAAUUUCAGAAUUAGAAGCUCGUCGCAAAAAUUAUUUAAAUAAGCUAAUGUGCCAAAUACAAGCAUACAUUCGAUGGUAUUUGCAACAGCAAAAUUUUAAGCGAUUACUACACUUGAACCAAGCAACCGUAAUAGUUCAGAAAAAUGUUAGGAAUUUUGCUGAAAUUACCACAUGGCGUUGGUAUCGCAUUUUGCUGGCAGUUAAAGAACUUAUACCUUUGAAUAAAGACAAAAAAAGAUUGGAAGAAUUAUUGAUAGAAAAUGAUGAACUAGUCAAGCUUGAAAAUGACGAAAAAUUGCAUAUUCAAAAAAGUGCUGAAAUGAAAGAAGAAAUGGCACAGCAUGAAGAAUUAAUGGAAAUAAUGGAGAAACGCUUUGAUGAACAACAUGCUAAAGUUAUGGUAAGCCAAAAAAAUGAAAGAGAAUAUGAACUUCGAAGAAAAGCUGAGCAUGACUUGGAAAUUUAUGGAAGAAAUAUGCAAGAAAUGGAAUUAAAAAUGGAAUUAAUGAAUAAAGAACGAGAUAGAGAAUUAAAUCAAGUGCAAGAGUGUGUUAUGUUUAUUUCAACUUAGAA
Molecule: messenger RNA, 2843 nt
Organism: Thelazia callipaeda (thelaziosis nematode)
Lineage: Eukaryota; Metazoa; Nematoda; Chromadorea; Rhabditida; Thelaziidae
Source: the annotation of a GenBank genome assembly